This is a messenger RNA of Salvia miltiorrhiza (redroot sage), 3313 nucleotides long. RefSeq names its product pentatricopeptide repeat-containing protein At4g19191, mitochondrial-like. The record is from RefSeq and is a predicted model, not a curated record. The transcript is spliced from 4 exons. Gene Ontology annotation, biological process: RNA modification. Lineage: Eukaryota; Viridiplantae; Streptophyta; Magnoliopsida; Lamiales; Lamiaceae. Gene Ontology annotation, molecular function: RNA binding; protein binding.
UAAUUAUAGAUAGAUUUCAUUUGUUAGCGGUUAAAACUUGUUGAAAAUUUUUGAACUAUGAAAAUUUCCAGUUUGCGUGUGGGUAGAUUGAUUUGCAUCAAUCCAUACAACAAACAUUUUCAUUUAAAUCACAUCAAGCAUCUCAUCUCCUCUGACUGAUAUUACACACCUCAAAUACUUCGAAAUUCAUCAAGAAAACUGGAAGCUUGCGGAUGAGCUGCGUUGCGGUUGAGAGAUGAUCAUUCUGUUAUGAACCGAUUCAAAAAUCAAUGGAAUUGUUGGCGCGUAUCUGAGACAUGCUCAACCGAUUUUCAGUUGCCUCAUGGAAUUCCUGCAUAAGGCAAUCAGUUUACAGUGGCUAUUUUCGGAAGGCGAUUCUUCUCUUCACCCAAAUGAAAAAUCAAUCUUAUUUAUAUCCCGACAAUCUAACCUUUCCUUUCGUUGCAAAAGCAUGCGCAAAACUAUCAGACCUCAAACUGUCAACGAUGAUCCAUGCCCACAUUGUUAAAACGCCCUACUGUUGGGAUGUAUAUGUGCAUACUGCACUAGUUGACAUGUACGUCAAAUGUGGUCGUUUGGGUUGCGCGCAGCAAAUGUUCGAUGAAAUGCCCGUGUGUGAUGUAGCUUCUUGGAAUGCGUUGGUUGUGGGUUUCGCUCGAGCGGGUGUGUUUGAUAGAGUUUCUUUGCUGUUCAAUAGAAUGAGGGCUGCCCGCGUUGUGCCGGAUGCGGUUACUCUGAUGGGCUUGACUCAUUUGCUGUCUGGAAUGAAGGAUUCAAUGUUGUUGGGCGGUGUUCAUUGCUUUGGGAUGAAAUGUGGGCUUGAAAAGGACGUCUUGGUUGCCAACACUUUGAUAGCUGGCUAUGCGAAAUGCCGCGACUUGUGCUCAGCUGAGAAGGUGUUUCUUGGCAUUGCUUUGGAUUGUUUGAGUGUAGUUUCGUGGAAUGCUAUGAUCGCUGGUUUUGCUUAUUUUGAAGAGUGGUUGAAGGCUAUUAAGGUUUACAUCCGGAUGCUUCGUGAUGGAUUUCGGCCUGAUGCAAGCACGAUUCUUAAUUUGCUAUCAUCGAUGGCUCAGCAGUCGGAUUCUUCACUGUGUGGGAGGCUUGUUCAUGCUCAUGGAGUUAAAAUCGGGUGUGAUGCGGAUAUCACCGUGCUUAACACCCUUGUUUGUAUGUAUUCAAAGUGCGGUGCCAUUGAUUCCGCGAGGUAUAUAUUCGACUGCAUGAAUGUGAGGUCCUGCGUUACAUGGACAGUGAUGAUUGGCGCGUAUGCAGAUAAGGGUGAUUUGGAUGAGGUGUUAUCCCUGUUCCAUGAGAUGGAGGCUGCUGGCGAGAAGCCUGAUUCUGUCGCGGUUUUCCAUCUCAUAGCAGCGUGUGGUAAAGUCGGAGGGCUUGAGGUUGGGAGAUGGAUUGAUGGUUACACCACUGCAAAGGGGCUAAAGAAGGAUUUGAUGGUGUGCAAUGCAUUGAUAGACAUGUAAGCGAAAUGUGGAAGCAUGGCACACGCUCAUAACGUGUUUCUUGCCACAGAUGGGACAAAUGUAGUCUCUUGGACGGCUCUCAUAUCUGGAUUCGCGCUUAAUGGGAGAUCUCGAGAGGCAUUGGAUCAUUUUGAUCGAAUGUUGGAGUCAGGUGUGAGACCAAAUCAUGUGACUUUCCUUGCUGUUCUUCAAGCCUGCACUCAUGCUGGUUUGUUGGAGAAAGGAUGGGAGAUUUUUAACAUGAUGACUAACGAGUACCACUUGAAUCCUGGAUUGUAUCAUUAUGCUUGCAUGGCCGACCUCUUUGGGCGUGGAGGAAAGCUGAAAGAAGCGUUGGAUUUCAUCCAAGAGAUGCCUUUCACACCAGAUGCGGGGAUUUGGGGUGCUCUGCUUAGUGCUUGCAAGAUUCAUCACAACUUAGAGAUUGGUGAGCACGCCGCGCGUCAUCUGUUUCGACUGGAGCCACAGGCUGCAGCGCCUUAUGUGGAAAUGGCUAAUAUAUAUGCAUUGUCUAACGAGUGGAGUGGGGUGGCUGCUAUGCGCAUGGAGAUGAAGUCCAUGCAAGUGGCCAAAACCCCUGGCCAAAGUAUUGUACAUAUUGAUGGGAAAUGUUAUUCAUUUACAGUUCAGGAUCAGUUCCAUCCUAAUAGGUGUAAGAUAUUUGAGACGUUGGAUAACUUAGUUUUGCAGUUGAGAGAUGAUAUGGGUAUUUCUCCUUGCGAGGAAUUCCAAUCAUGAUUCAGCUAUGGGGUGUGGUAACUCAUUGUUGUGGGCUAUGGCGACUUUUGUCUUCCUGCAUUAUCUUUAUCCAACCUUCCAGUCUUGGGCAUGAAAGUCAAGUCUCUUCGCAUUCAGGCAUAAAUGAGGUCUCACUUCCUAUUCUUAUACCAAUCCCGAAUAACUGAAGGAACAUAUAUUAGCAUCUUAAUGAUCUAAGCAUGCUGAAAUCCCAUGGUGCCUCUCGGCCCUCUCCUAUUGCACAUGACCGAUGUUUCUACCAGUGUGCACCUUGUAUAACAACUCUGUGUUUUUACCUCAUCAUCCAAUAAGGUCUGGUCUCUUGUGGUGAAGCUGUUAUCAAUUUUCCAUCCUUUUUCUUCACUUGAAAGAAGAAAAUGUUUUCUCUCCAUAACUGUGGCCAUUCCCUUUGCUAUGUCUGAACAGGGAACAAGCACAGUACAAGAACCCUGUUAACAACUCUGGUUGGAAGCGGCCUGUUGUAGAGGAGGUUUCUGAAACAAUAUACUUGAAAAGAAAUGGAAUGAUGUGCCAUGAUUUAUCUUAUGGGAAUUUCGAACUAAUAAACCAAGUUUCAUGUGUAGGUCUUGGCGAAAUUUGCCACCCAUUUUCCGAAAGUACAUUCAAGGCAGUGUGUUGAUGAAGCUGAAUUAGUUGAACAUGUGGUUGGUCUAACUUGCAGCCGCGCAAAUUGCCAAUUUGCAUUGACUCAGAAUUGUUUAUUUUUGCUGGAAAAGUUAAAUAUAUUUAUGCAUGCUGCUGGUCUGCAUCGAUAUGAAUUUCAAAAUGAGGAUGGUUUUAGUGCUAAUUACAUUAUGUAGAAAUUGACUAUCAUUAGUGUAGAUUAUAGUCAUGCUUAACCUAAUAUACUCUGAUUUUUAAUUCAGAAAAGACGGACACAGUUUACAGUUAAUGCAAAUGGAUCUGCUAUCCCUAAAGAUUGUGUUGAUAAGAGCUUAAUUAAGGAGAAUUUGUGGCUAAAGGCACUGGUAGCUAUCCCUAAGGUGCAGGCAUGAUUUGCUAUAGCUAUAUGGAAGAAAUAUCCCACAAUGAAAUCUCUUUUAAGAGUUUACAUGGAUCCAACAAAAUCUAUAAGU